CUACGACUUGACUCAUGUGAAUGCUUAAAUUGAAUCAGCUGAUUUUUACAUCCGGUUCGAUAUUCAAGAUUUCUUUUCCGGUUCAUCCAGACCAGCGUUCCAGUGUUUGGAAGACUGACUGUAAAGAUGGUAGAUGAAGCUGGUGACAGGGAUGAUUCCUCUAAUGUUGCCAUCAUCAAAGAAGUAUACGAUAAUGAAAAUGCACAUGAAACAUUUGAAUAUGAAUUAGAAAGAGCAUUAGAAUCUGAAUGCAGUUUAAUUGUUAUUGAACCAUCAAAGUUAGGUGAUGAAACCUCUAGAUGGAUAGCAGUAGGAAAUUGUCUUCAUAAGACUGCGACAUUGUGUGGUCUUGCUGCCAUAACUACAGGUUUGAUUUGGGGUGAUCAGCCCUAUAUUUGUGGUCCAUUAGGUUUUAUAUCAGUAAUAUCUUGUGGACUUUAUACUGUUUCUUGGCAAUUUGAUCCUUGUUGCCAAUAUCAAGUAGAGACUGACACAAGCAAGCUACCACAUGUAGAAUUGUUAGCUGUUUUAGGACCAUCAUCUCCAACAUUUCUUGUAAGGAAAGAUGAUACAAGAAGAAGAAUUCUGCAUACAACUAUCACAUUGGUAGCUCUCAGCAUCAGUGCCUGGAGAGUUUAUCAAGCAUUUAAGUGAAAUGUUUUUCUGUCAAGAAAGUAAGAAUCUGAGUUGUAAAAAAAGAGUAAGGUAGGCCAUACGAUACAUUCAAAUGAUCGUAAUAAGGCCUAGCAUAAAAAUCGAUAAAUUAUAAUUUUAUGUAUAUUAGUGGGGAUUGUUGAGUCACACAAACCUAUUUUUGUUUAAUGUUUAUAUUUCUUUUAUGUUUUGACACUACCUCACAGGUGAAUGCUGAUUUUACAAUAAAAAGAAAAAUAUACAAAAAAAAAUUUAAAAAAAUUUGUUCUAAGAACAUUUUCAAUCUAAAACAUGUUUCUUAUGACUCCAUAUUGUUACUCUAUGAUCUCCAUCUUGUUAAUUAUAUCACAGUUAAUACUAAUGCAAAAAAGACAUGGUCAUUUUCACACAUCACCUAAGUGAUACAAAUACUGACAUAAGUGUUCUUAGAUUUAUGCAAAAUUACAACCAUACACCUGGAAAGUUGGAUUUAGAGAGAACUAUAUAUUUUUAGAUUGUAAAUAAAGUAGAUAGAAUACACUGCAUAUGAUGUAUUAAAGAGAA
Molecule: messenger RNA, 1197 nt
Organism: Apis florea (little honeybee)
Lineage: Eukaryota; Metazoa; Arthropoda; Insecta; Hymenoptera; Apidae
Gene: Pmi
Product: Transmembrane protein Pmi
Biological process (GO): inner mitochondrial membrane organization
Cellular component (GO): mitochondrial inner membrane
Source: RefSeq, a predicted model, not a curated record